UGGCUCCUAGGGGAAUUUUGGAGAUGUGGGACGUGUAGUUGAGGGCGAUCUUUCGCCCACCGACGCGGGGCCACCCGCAUGCUCAUUGCCUGAUUGAUCAUCGGGAGCCAUGGAGUGCAUCAGCAUCAGGCAGGACCUGCACGUGGCGGAGUCUCCGCUCGGCUCGCCAUCCAGUAUGGGCCGGAGCAGCAGCAACAGCAGCGCGGGGCAGCUGCGCUCGAGGUCCUCGCGCCACGAUUCCUCCAGCCGAGAGCUGAGUCCAUGGCGGGCCCGCAAGGGCGCUGUGGUGCCGGCGGCCACCGACGACAAGCGCGUCUGCUUCGAUCGCCAAAACGAGCCGCGCCAGGAGUUCAGCCCGGCCUUCAGGCCGCGGCAGGCAUAUGGCCAGGGCAUUGAGAAGCACUUCUCAUGCUGCGACUUUGGAGCCAUCGCUGUGCAGAAUACCCAGAAGAAGUCUGAGCCGCCCAUGUCUCCUUUGUGGCUCUUCUGCGCUGGCCCCUCCCUAGAGCGGGCGCGGCCCCUCAUCAACGGCCUCCGCAAGUCGAACAUGGAGGUGCUCGUGAGGACCGAUGACCACCUGAAGUCAGAGAAUCCACCCAUCAAGAGCGGCGACUUUGUACUGGUGCUCUGGUCCCAGUUCUUCACCGGUCCUCACGGGGAGCGUUUGGCAGAGAUCUGUGAUGCUGCGGGCAAGAUGCAGGCCCGUGUCUUGAACGACAUCCGGAAGCUUCAGGAUAUGCAGGACCGGCGAUGGCUCCUCAGGAAGCUCCAGGACCACAGUUUGCCCACCCCCGGCUUCGUGGAGUGCUCGCGUGGCGGAGGAAACGACGUUCCUGACACCCUCAUCGAGGAACACGAGGACUACAUCGUGGUGGACGCCCGCAGGAUCAACAAGCCCUUCGUGGAGAAGCCGGUGGACCGCCGGGACCGCGAUAUCUACGUCUACUACCCCCGAGCCUCAGGGGGGGGUCGAGCCCUGCUCUCCACGAGGGAGUCGGGGGACGUGGAGUACGUGUGCCGCUUCGAGCCCCAGGGCCGCAUCCGCAAGGAGGGCUCCUUCAUCUACCAGGAGUAUCUUCAGAGCGAGGGCUUUGUCAUCCAGGUGGUUUGCGUCGGCGGCAACUCCUACGGCAAUGCAGUGCUUUCCGGCGUGGUCUCACGGGCGCGGGGCGAGGCGGUGUCCCGGCCACUGGGCACCGGCCCGGAGCCAUGCCCCGUGUGGCUCCGGCAGGAGGAGAAGAUCAUGGCCUCCAAGUUGCAGG
Molecule: messenger RNA, 1262 nt
Organism: Effrenium voratum
Lineage: Eukaryota; Dinophyceae; Suessiales; Symbiodiniaceae
Source: the annotation of a GenBank genome assembly